CAGGUCGCGAUUGAAAUAAUAAAUCACGGUUGAAACGGCUCUUAUUGCAUUUCAACUGUAAAACACAACCGAUUGCACAGGUUCAGCCAAGGGACGUGUCCUGGAUUGCAUCAUGCACGAAACACAUCACGGCUAUCUGCUGCAUGCAACUUGUUGAGCGCGGACAUUUUCUCUUGAUGAUGCGGAAGGGGUAAAGCGGCUUUGUCCAGAAUUGAAGGAUGUGCGUAUCUUACGUGGUGGGGAGCUUUUGAAGAAGAAGAGUGGGAUUACGUUGAGGAUGCUUCUUACUCAUACUGGUUUGUCAAUCUCAUCUACACCGCGAAAACUACCUAAUAGUUGCAGGAGUUGUGAAGGGAAGGAUGCUGAUAGUGAUAGCGCAGCUGGCUUCGGAUACUUGUUUUCGAAUCACGCCUUACGGGACUACGGUCGACAAGCAGGUCAUGACGAGUUCUCGGGCUGUUUUAUGGACUUCAUGCAACCGUUGGUUAAGGAGCCGGGGGAAGUGUUCGAGUAUGGUGCACUUCUUUUUUUAUCUUCUUUACUUCUUUCUUCUUGACCUGUUGUGCACUGCAAGAUAUAUACACUUUCUAUCGUCCUGCACGUCCCUAACGAUAUCAUUCAGAUCAACAUGGACUGGGCUGGUAUCGUCCUCGAACGGCUGGCAGGCCAGAGACUGGACGACUAAUAUGGAAGAGGAAUCUUUUCGUCCGCUUAGAUUAACUAAUGCUUCAAUGAUUCUAUCGAUGGAAAUGAAGGCUAAGUUGGAAUACAUGCAUCAACGAACGCCUGAUGGUAGGAUCACGAUGAGGGAUCACCUACUCCACAGGGGUUGACGGUGAUACAGACAGAAACAGAUAUUAAAUCAUUCUUUCAUAGUGGUGGCGCUGAAUGCUUCUAUACUGCU
Molecule: messenger RNA, 904 nt
Organism: Aspergillus neoniger CBS 115656
Lineage: Eukaryota; Fungi; Ascomycota; Eurotiomycetes; Eurotiales; Aspergillaceae
Exons: 1
Coding region: 360-833 (157 amino acids)
Source: RefSeq, a predicted model, not a curated record